Emiliania huxleyi CCMP1516 is the source of this 1044-nucleotide messenger RNA. RefSeq lists its product as hypothetical. Gene Ontology annotation, cellular component: cytoplasm; nucleus. The record is from RefSeq and is a predicted model, not a curated record. Lineage: Eukaryota; Haptophyta; Isochrysidales; Noelaerhabdaceae. The coding region runs from base 22 to 1044 and encodes 340 amino acids. Gene Ontology annotation, molecular function: calcium/calmodulin-dependent protein kinase activity; calmodulin binding; calcium-dependent protein serine/threonine kinase activity. The transcript has 2 exons. Gene Ontology annotation, biological process: protein autophosphorylation; intracellular signal transduction; peptidyl-serine phosphorylation.
AUCGCGUCCCGCACACAUUAUAUGUCGUCGCGGGAGCAGAUCGGGAGGUUCGAGGUGAACCUCGACCGUCUCCUCGGCUCUGGAGGCUUCGGACAGGUCUUCCGCGCCGUCGACCAGACUGCAUCCCCGCCGCUCUACGUCGCGGCCAAGCGUGGGAGGGUGGCGGACCUGCGCAGGGAGGCGCAGAUACUAGAGCUCGUGGCGGGCCACCCGGCCAUUAUCGAGCUGCAUGGCUUCGUCGAGGACCCGCGGCCCGGAGGCAGGGCGUUCCUCUUCCUCGAGAUCUGCAGCGGGGGAGAGCUCUUUGACCGGCUGAUCGACUCUGGCUGCCUAUCGGAGCGCGCGGCGCGGCCCUUUGCGAGAAAUAUCGCCGAGGCGCUCCGCCACUGCCUCUCGCGCGGCAUCGCGCACCGCGACGUCAAGCUCGAGAACGUGAUGCUCUCAGCCGAGGACCCGAGGGCCCCAAAGCGGAUUGUUUUUGCCGUCCCGCUCGCGCCGGACGGCAGCGUCGAGCCGGUGCUGCUGUACGACGGCGUGGGCUCCAAGUCGUGGAUGGCGCCCGAGCUCUUCUUCGCCUCGGCCGGCUACCACGCCCCCCCCGUCGACUGCUGGGCGUACGGCGUCCUCGUCUUUUCGCUGCUGUCUGGCUUCUUCCCCUUCGACGAGGCGAAGGCGUCCGACUGGCGGUUCGCCAGGCUGGCGCAGAGCGUCGCCAACGGCGUCGGCCCGUGCGACGCCAUCUUCCGCAUGUACAACCGCUCCUGCCCCUUCUCGCCCGCCGCGCGCGAGUUUUGCGACGCGCUCCUCACCAUCGACGCGACUGCGCGCGCCACCAUCGAGCAGUGCCUCAACCACACAUGGCUGACGCCGCCGCCGUCCACAGCCACCGCGCGCGGCGCCUAUCUGGACGACGACGUCGUCUACCGCACGGCGGAGCGGGCGCUCGCCGCAGGCGAGGAGGAGGGUCUGGUCGCCCCGCCGCCCCCCGACGGGGCGCCGCGUCUGAUGAGGCAGACCGCGCGCGUGCUGUGCGCACCGCCCUGA